CAGCAAAGAGUGCACGAGACGAGGAAGUCUCACUUCAUGCAGUUUGACGGGUUGCGCAGUGAAAAUUACAAUCUAAUGAGGUAAAUAUUUUCAAAAGAGAUUCGGAAGAUAGCGCGCGAGGAGAGGGAAAUGUUCAUAUAAAUCGUCCCCAUAGUGCUUAUCCCCAGUGCAAAUUCAAGAGGACAAAACAAAACUCAAUAAGUGGAAGAUCUCAAGAUGUCUAAAAUUCCGGACGAGAUUUCUGGUACAUGGCGACAGUACGUCGCAGCGCUGACCAUAAAUACCGCGACGAUAGCCACGGGAAUAUCGGCGGGCUGGACAUCCCCAAUGAUUCCUCGUCUUCAGGCUCCAAACACUCCAGUGGGUGACGAGCCGAUGACACUAGACCAGAUAUCCUGGUUAACGUCAGUGACGUGCAUAGCUCCCCUGUUUGUCCUCCCACUGUGCAAUUUUUUAUCGGAGAGAUUUGGUAGAAAAACCCUGGGCUGCCUGAUGGCAAUACCGAUGGGACUCUGCUGGCUCCUGACGCUCCUCGCCACCAACUUCACAUUUCUCCUUAUCGCGAGGAUAUUAGAAGGGAUGGGCAACGGAAUGAUCGUCUUCCUCGUGCCGAUCUAUGUCACGGAAAUAUCCAGCGACGACGUCCGAGGGAAACUCGGAAGUUUUCUAGGGGUUGCAGCGAAUUUUGGACUCCUCCUGGGAUUCAUUCUAGGAGCUGCGAUGUCUUAUCAGAUGUUCGCCAUCUGCGGGAUGAUUGUGCCGGUGGUGUAUCUCGCUGGGUUCUUCUUCAUGCCCGAAACACCCAUCUAUCUUCUGCGAAAAGGGAGGAAGGAAGAGGCCACCAGAUCUUUGAUGUGGCUGAGAAAUAAUGACCAGAUGACAGUUGACAACGAGUUGCGUCGGCUGGAGAAAAUCCUGGAGGCAGAAAAAAUCGUCUCCAGGAAGGCAGUGGGUUUCAGGGAUCUGUUCAGAGACCGUGGGACUAUUUGGGGUUUCAUCAUAGCACUUGCGCUCCUACCAGGCCAACAAACAUCUGGAAUUACUGUCAUAUUCACGUACACCGCGACAAUCUUCCAGCUGGCGGGUUCCUCGAUGGCACCGAAUUCCGCAGCAAUAGUCCUUGCCAUAAUGCAAGUAUUCGGAUCAAUUCUGUCAACGGUCACCAUCGAGAGAGCUGGAAGACGAUUCCUCUUGUUGUUCUCGUGCGCCGGAAUGGCAGUCUGUCAUACCCUCCUUGGAUCAUUUUUUUUACUACAAUUUCUCAAUUAUGACCUGUCACUUAUCACCUGGCUACCAAUCGUCAUUCUGUCUUGUUACACGAUAAUAUAUUGCCUUGGGCUUGGCCCUGUGUCAUUCGUCGUCGCCAACGAAGUCGUCAGCUCCGAUGUCUCGAGUCUCGUCAACUCCGUGGCAAUGUCCCUCGUCUGGAUCAUAUGCUUCAUCGUCGUCAAGGGAUUUCCAUUCGCUCGUGACGCCAUUGAGAGCCACGGAUGUGCCUUCAUCCUCGCCAUCUGCUGCACCUGCACCUUCUUGUUCACGUACUUCGUCAUCCCCGAGACCAAAGGAAGACCCAUCGACUCCAUCCUCAAGGAGCUCAACACUCCCCUCAAGCAAUCCGAAAAGAUUGAUUACGAAUUUUCAACCAAAGUUUAGCGAAAUCAUAUCAGCUAUUUAUUUUAGUAAUUCAUCUUAGUCUUAAGUGAAUUGUGAUAUUAUCAUUAAAUUCAUCAUCAUCAAGUCAACAGCGAGUCAUUGGUUCAUGAUGCGGGGGAUUGUUGGACUGUAAAUUUAUUUGAAAUAAAAUAGGAAAACCUCA
Fopius arisanus is the source of this 1816-nucleotide messenger RNA. RefSeq names its product facilitated trehalose transporter Tret1. NCBI's taxonomy places the organism in Eukaryota, Metazoa, Arthropoda, Insecta, Hymenoptera, Braconidae. Gene Ontology annotation, biological process: transmembrane transport. Gene Ontology annotation, molecular function: transmembrane transporter activity. Gene Ontology annotation, cellular component: membrane. The transcript is spliced from 4 exons. The record is from RefSeq and is a predicted model, not a curated record. The coding region runs from base 217 to 1653 and encodes 478 amino acids.